AUGAUUAUAAAUGAGCAAGGUGAAUGGGAAUCUAAAAGCGAACCUAAGGAAGAAGCUCCAAUAUAUGAUGAAGAAAUUAUGCAAGAUAAAGGAGGAUUUGGAAAGGUCUACAAAGGAGAGAUCGAUGAGGGCACUACAGUGGCUAUCAAGCGUGCUAAUACAUUAUGUGGCCAGGGUCUGAAAGAAUUUGAAACAGAGAUUGAGAUGCUUUCCAAGCUUCGGCACCGGCACCUUGUUGCAAUGAUUGGCUACUGUGAAGAGCAGAAAGAGAUGAUUCUGGUUUACGAAUACAUGGCUAAGGGAACACUGAGAAGCCAUCUCUACGGGAGCAACCUUCCUCCUCUGAGCCCGUGGCCUUCACUACCUCCAUACAGGAGCGGACCGAGGUAUAAUCCACCGGGAUAUUUUGGGCUGUCAAAAACUGGGCCGACGCUUGACCAGACCCAUGUUAGUACUGCAGUCAGGGGAAGCUUUGGAUACCUAGAUCCUGAGUACUUCCGGAGGCAGCAACUCACACAAAAAUCCGAUGUGUAUUCUUUUGGAGUGGUGCUCUUUGAAGUAGCGUGUGCAAGGCCUGUGAUAGAUCCCACAUUGCCAAAGGAUCAAAUAAACUUGGCAGAGUGGGCGAUGAGAUGGCAGCGCCAGCGUUCGCUGGAAGCAAUCAUGGAUCCUCGUCUGGAUGGUGACUUCUCAUCAGAAUCCCUGAAGAAGUUUGGUGAGAUUGCAGAGAAAUGUCUCGCUGGUGAUGGGAGAAGCAGGCCAUCAAUGGGUGAGGUCCUGUGGCACCUUGAGUAUGUGCUGCAGCUCCAUGAAGCUUACAAGCGAAAUGUAGAGUCUGAAUCAUUUGGAAGCGGUGAAUUGGGAUUUGCUGAUAUAUCCUUUAGCCUUCCUCACAUCAGAGAUGGGGAAGAGGAACGCCACUCCAAGCCAUCAAGUAUCAGAGAGGAACUAGACACAUGA
This is a messenger RNA of Miscanthus lutarioriparius, 960 nucleotides long. NCBI's taxonomy places the organism in Eukaryota, Viridiplantae, Streptophyta, Magnoliopsida, Poales, Poaceae. The record is from the annotation of a GenBank genome assembly.